This is a messenger RNA of Trachemys scripta elegans, 6017 nucleotides long. RefSeq names its product F-box protein 30 (gene FBXO30). Gene Ontology annotation, molecular function: zinc ion binding; ubiquitin protein ligase activity; protein binding. Bases 1509 to 3794 code for a protein of 761 amino acids. The record is from RefSeq and is a predicted model, not a curated record. The transcript is spliced from 4 exons. Lineage: Eukaryota; Metazoa; Chordata; Testudines; Emydidae.
CAUCUUCCCGGUCGGCGGCGCCAGGGUCAGAGGGGGGCGGGGUCUCUAGUCCGGGCCUGGGGCCGGGAGCAGCCGCUCGCUGGCUAGGAAGCGGUGAAAGUUCAGGUGCUGUGGGGUGAGAGGCCGCAGCCGCGAGAAGCUCGGCGACCCAUAGGAGAGUCCGGGUGGUGAGUGUUUCCCCUUCUCCCCACGAUCCGGGUGAGGAAUAACCCGGGUCCUGGCUGCUCGCCGCCCUUCCCGGCUGCCCCGGAGCGGGGGCUCUCUCGCUGCACAGAGGGGUUCUCCUAGCCCGGCCCGCGCAGGCCCGCCCGGGGAGGGGGGGCGGCGAUCGUGUCACCCCUCCCUUGGCUACUGGGUUUUAAUACCGAUCUCAGCCUGCGGCUGGGUGUCUGUGGUGGUAACAUGCCAUUUAGGGUGGCUGGCGAACCAGCUCCACCCCUGCUCUCUAGUUCCCCACCCCUUUUCCCUUUAUGGGCCGCUGCCUGGGUAGGUUUCUUGCGGAGCACGCAAUGGCUAUGUGGAGGAGACGUUCACCAUAUGGCCGCUUUCCCUCUCUGUUUAGCCUCCGCGUUGCUGUUAUUGUUAAUAUUAAUAAACAUAUGCAUUACAGUGGCCCCGAAAGAGUAAGGUCAGGAUCCUAUUUCGCUAGGUGUGAUCCAGAUACAACAAGUCAGCUCCUGCCCCACAGUGCAGUCUUGCUCUUUUAUUCAUAGACAAGGGGAGCAAAUAAUUCCUAGUUAUUGCUGAAAGGUUUCUCUGAUCCUAUGUGUGUAUUGUAAGUCACAGUUCCAACUGUCUAAGAGGGGACUUGGUCCCUGAGUUGCUUAAUCCAUUGAAAUAAAAAGAGGAGGCAACUUGUUCCUAUAUAAACAUAAAGGAGAUGGUAUAGCUGAACACUGGUAAUAUUUAGUCUUGCCAUGAGUGCAGGGAACUGGACUAGAUGACCUCUUCCAGUCCUACAAUUCUAUGAUGAUAAAGAAUAACAAACAUAAAUAUAGGGGGGCGGGCAGUGACUUUGCCUAAAACUUUUAGCUGUAAAAAAAAAUCAUGCAGUCUAUUUUUGAGAUGCUGUAACACCUUUGAAAUUUGGUAGGGAGAAAGGUGUAGGGCUGGAGAAGUGUUUUUUCUUUGUCCCCUGAAAUUCCAUUCAGAUUUGUCUGAGAAACUUUUCAAAUCCUCAGUUCUCUUCUGUUGUUUGUAUUAUUAACACGUCAAAUAAGCAGCAACAGCACAUCCUGCAUUGGGAGCCCAGGGAGCAGAUAACCUCCCCCAGGAAGUGUGGAAAAGGAGAGGUGGGCUGGGCUGGGUUCCCUUCACUUUCUCUGGGCCCAGAACAUAGCCCAAUCCCCCACAUCACCCAGGAUAACUACCUUCUGUCACCGCCAGAGUCUGCAACAAUCAAGCAGUUGUACUGAGUUCAAGUUCAGAAGUGCUUUACACAUGAAGCCAAACUGGUUCGCUAGCUGACUUCCCUCUGUCACCAUCUCAGCAGAGCUGGACUUGCAAUCAUGGAGGAACAUCAGCAGCAUUUACACUGUGUCAAUUGUGUCAGUCGGCGUUGCAUGACCAGACCAGAGACUGGAAUUUCCUGUGACUUGAUUGGCUGCCCACUGGUUUGUGGCGCAGUCUUUCAUUCAUGCAAAGCUGAGGAGCAUCGCAUUUUGUGUCCAUUUGAAAGAGUGCCUUGUUUGAAUAGUGGCUUUGGAUGUCCCUUUAAUGUAGCCCGAAACAAAAUCGCUGAACAUCUAGAAACUUGUCCUGCAAGUGUGGUUUGCUGCACUAUGGAAUGGAAUAGAUGGCCAGUCAGUUAUGCAGACCGGAAAUCUUAUGAAAAUCUAAGUAAAGAUGUUGAUGAAGUAGAGCAGUUAGACAUGGCUUUAGCCCUUCAAGACCAGCGCAUGCUAUUAGAAUCCCUCAAAGUAGCAACUAUGAUGUCAAAAGCAGCUGAUCAGAUAUCCGAACCUAGAGAGCAGACUUCUGUUAAGUCAAGUGCUCCUGACACAAUGCUUUCAAAUGGGUUGAUACCUGCAGAUGGAGAUUCCUACAGUGCACUUUAUCAAGCUACUGUAGAAACUACUAAGAGUUUAGCUGCUGCAUUAGAUAUACUGAACACUGCUACAAGAGACAUAAGCAUGUUAAGUUCAAGACUAUGUAUUUUGCCAUAUGAGAUGAAUGAAGAUUUUCAGAUCAAAGAACAAACUACUAAUGGAUGUAUUCAAAGUAAAUUGCCAGACCAUGAAUAUCCAGAUGAAGAUAACAUGGGAGCAGUUGGUGGAAUUGACUUUGAUGUCUUGAGCCAAAAUUCACAAUCGGAACAAAAUGGUUCAAGUGAUUUUUGUUAUGAUAUAGUGCAAAAACGUGACUUGAAUGUGAAUCUUGGUAAUGCUUCUGCUCUUUGUAAUGGUUUUCAUGCAGAAAAUAUAGGUACAGAGGCAUUGGACCAGAAUGAAGAUCUAGAUGUAUGUGAUUCAAAACCAUCUAAUGUAGCAAAUGGUGAAUGUAUUGCAUCUCCUGAUGAUGGAGCAUUGAAGUCUUGCAGCUCCUUUCCUGUAGCAGCACAACAACUUAGAGAAGUAAUAACACCCCACAGUUUAUUUAAUGGCGCUGCUAACCAUAUACAACUGCCACAUGUCUCCAGUGGAGAGGAAGUGUUAGAGAGGCAAUUGGAACAAGAAAGGUUGAGAAAUGUAGAUGUGUUUUCUCUAAUUCAUCAUCGAUCAUACAAUUUUCUUGUUAACCACUGUUGGUCUACACCAAAGGAAGACAAAGCUGUUGAUACAUCAGAUUUGGAGAUUACAGAAGACCCUAUGGGUCUUCAGGGGAUAGAUCUAAUCACAGCAGCUUUGCUAUUCUGUCUAGGAGACUCUCCGGGUGGUAGGGGGAUAUCAGAUAGUCGCAUUGUUGAUGGAUAUCGCAUUGAUUUUGGGACUCAAACAUUUUCCCUCCCAUCUGCGAUAUUGGCCACAAAUACAAUGGUAGGGGAAAUAGCUUCAGCUUCAGCAUGUGAUCAUGCCAACCCACAGCUCUCAAAUCCAAGUCCUUUUCAGACACUUGGUCUGGACUUGGUAUUGGAAUGUGUGGCUAGAUACCAAACAAAACAGCGUUCAAUGUUUACAUUUGUUUGUGGACAAUUGUUUAGGCGAAAUGAAUUUUCUUCACAUUUUAAGAAUGUGCAUGGUGACAUUCAUGCUGGCCUCAAUGGCUGGAUGGAGCAGAGGUGUCCCUUGGCAUACUAUGGGUGUACAUACUCUCAACGUAGGUUUUGUCCUUCAACACAAGGAGCAAAGAUUAUUCAUGAUCGCCAUCUGAGGUCAUUUGGAGUUCAGCCUUGUAUAUCUACAGUAUUAGUAGAACCAGCUAAAAGCUGCCUCAUUGGUCCAUGUAGUGAUCAUCUGAGUAGUCUUCCUUUUGAGGUUCUACAACAUAUUGCUGGUUUUCUAGAUGGUUUUAGUUUGUGUCAGCUUUCAAGAGUGUCACGAUUAAUGAGAGAUGUAUGUGGAAGCUUGCUUCAAGCACGUGGAAUGGUCAUUCUGCUUUGGGAAAAGAGAAAGUACCCAGAUGGAAGUUCUUCAUGGCAAAUAAAAGAAAAGGUGUGGCGGUUCAGUACAGCUUUUUGUACUGUAAAUGAGUGGAAAUUUGCUGACAUCGUAAGCAUGGCUGACCACUUGAAGAAAUGUAAUUAUAAUGCUGUAGAGAGAAGGGAGGAGGCUGUCCCGCUGCCAUGUAUGUGUGUAACACGAGAACUCACUAAAGAAGGACGUUCACUCCGCUCUGUCUUGAAACCUGUACUUUAAAUGCGAUGUCACUCCACUUGCACAUACACUCAAGCACCUGAUAUAACCUCUGUGUAAUAUUAUGUGACACUUUAUUAAUGUACUAAAGAUAAUUUCUAGUUAAAUCUACUCUGUCACUAUGUAUAUAAUGUUUUGAAGUGACAUUUAUUUUUUAUAAUACUGUUUAGUUGAAAGUAUUGAAAGUUGCCUUAAUGUUUGAAAAAUUUGGAACUUGCUGGACAGGGUAGUUUUAUCUAACUUAUAUAAUUUUUAAAAAAAAUCUCUAAUGUAUGUUUUUUUUUCUGAUUCACUGGUGCCCAUAUUUUUGCUGAAUUAAUAAAUUUUCAGAAAUGAACUUCUAAAGGUAUGCACAUUCAAAUAGGAUACUUUGAGUUGUAGUGAGACAAGUCAUUGUAAUGUUAUAAAUGACUAAACAUUCAAAAGCUGAACAUUAUUCAAAACUUUGAAGUAGAUGUCUCAGACAAACCCUUGACUUUUUAAGUACACGUGUGCGAAUUUCUUAGUUUAAUCAGUGUUCUAGUGCUCAUCCUAGUUAAUAUACAUGUGACCUAGGAUAUGCAUUUUUAAAAAUAUGUAGCAAUGAGCUAAGUGAACUCUGAUUUAUGGCAGAUUAAUUUUAGCACAACUUUCUUUUGAACAGUCAGCAAUGGUUAUUUUUCUUGCGAACUAACAGUUAUUUCACUUUUGAGAGCAAACCUCUUGAAGUUAAAACCAUGAAAUAUUUAUUAGCUGUUAGGUUGGCAUUUGAGUUUAUAAUCAUUUUUUUAAUCCCAUUCGCCAAUCCUAUAGUUGAUUAAAGGAGAAAAUGCUUGAACAAAAUCUUAUUUCUUGUCAUAAAUUGGAAUAUGGGAUGCACAACUGUGGAUUUUAAAAUGCAGCUAACGAAAGGACUUAAAUUGUUUUAUGGUAUUGUAACAUGUAUUGUCUUUCGUUUCUGUUAAUUUGUCUAUAAAAAUGCUACACUGGUUGAGGGCAUUUUAAUUGCCUACGUGCAUCAAAAUGUAUCAUCUUCAUAAGAUGAGACAGUUUCCAUGAGUUGCAUGAGGCAUAUCCAAAAUGUUCUGUUCAGCCACAUCUUUGAUUAAAUGAACAACUCUAAAUUGUUUCCACAGUCUCCUGUAAUGUAGAAACUUGCAUAGCAUUUUGUGAAUAGGAAGUAUGUACUAUGAGAAAUGCCCUGGUAAUAGCAAAAGUACACUAGCUUAAUUCAAAAUGACUUUCAGACUUUUGUGUUGGUGACCAUGGACUGUUGCACUUGGUAACUGUGCCACACACUAAAACAGAAACAGACCAGAGUUUGGAAUGAUAAAAUACAGUAUGUAUUUCAAUUUUAGGUAAAACAAGGUACUCUUAAGGAGAGAAUGCUACAGAAAUGGUUACAUUUAAAGCUUGUAACUUCUAGAAGAGAUACUUGUUUAUGGCUAACCUGGCUUCAGUUCACAAUUACAGCAUCUGUGUAAUGUCCAUUCCGGGUCCAAUCCAGCUAAACAGUCAUUGCCUUUUUCUGUUCAGAAUGCUGAAGGUGCUCCAGAAAGAAACAAAACCCAGUUCUUCAGUGCCAUAUGACAAAACUGUUGAAGAGCUCAAGCAAAACAAGCUCUCUGCAUCCCAUUCUCUAGAAUGUCUGAAUCUCUGGAUCAUGUGUCUUUUUGACACUUCUUCCUCCCACCUUGGAUGGGAGCAAAUGGGGGAAGAACCCUCUGCAAAAAAAAAAAAAAAAGGUUAAUCUGUUUUCGGUAAGUUUCCAUACAUAUCCAUGGUGGUGGCUGCAGGGAACAUGGAUGAUAUACUAAUUUGGACAUACAAAUUAGGUUUUAGCUGUAGGUAGAAGGAUCCCUACCUCCCUUCCCUCUAGUGUGUUGCAAUGCUGUUUACUCUCAAAACCAAGAGAAAGAAACCUCCAGUCCCAUGCAGGGACAGUUUCCGUUUCAGCACUGUAUCUCUUAGCUGUAAUGGACCCUUGCUGCCUUUCCCUGACAUCCAGAAGUAGCUGUCAUACUGGAAGAACUCAGACAAUUCAGGCUCCAUCUUUAAAGCUGCCUCCAAGGUAGUAGAUAUUCACUUAGCCAAGGACUGCUGUGACUUUGGUACUUAGUAUUCUUUGUAACUACCAGGAUCCUGCUUCCUAUGGAAUAACUGGGCUGGGCAGAGGUGUUUCUCUAGAGAGAAGAGGGUACUGCAAGGGCUUAUAUUGACAGAAUCUAGGCUGUAGUUCAGUGCAAA